Molecule: messenger RNA, 5963 nt
Organism: Tachysurus fulvidraco (yellow catfish)
Lineage: Eukaryota; Metazoa; Chordata; Actinopteri; Siluriformes; Bagridae
Gene: cluhb
Product: clustered mitochondria protein homolog
Exons: 27
Coding region: 633-5636 (1667 amino acids)
Biological process (GO): intracellular distribution of mitochondria
Cellular component (GO): cytoplasm
Molecular function (GO): protein binding; mRNA binding
Source: RefSeq, a predicted model, not a curated record
CAAGCAGAACCCUACUGAAGCUAUUUAUAUGGAUGACCUGAGCGCACAAGCAGGUACACGUGAUGCGUACACUGAACCGGAUCCAGGAAGCUGUCGUACGUCCCGAUCAUUUAUUGGAUGGCUGUUGCUUAUGUGAAAAGCUGAAAAGAUGAGUUAGGAGAAGUGGGCUACAGCAAAGGGGCUCCAGUCUGACUCCUCCUCCCUGGAAAAAUGUGUGUAUAAAGGAGGGGUGCUGCAAAAGAGAAGGACACACACACACACACACACACACACACACACACACACACACACACACACACAUACAAACACACACAAUGAAGGGCAGAAGAGGAUACAAGAAGAGGUUGUGUAAUCUGUCCUGGGAAAAAGGAGAAAUGGAUGGUGCUUUGCUUUCUCAUGCUUUUAUGGAUAUUUGUGGAGAGUUAAGAGAAGAGCAAACACACAAAAGUAUUGUGGUGCAAAACUUCUGAUUCUCAUAUUCCUGCAUCUCAUACCUACAAAUCAAGGAGCACACAGCUGUCCGGUCUGCCAUGACCAUACUUGCAGGUGUUUACUGUCGUGUACAGAAAUCUAUUUUCAUGCACGUCAGACCUGCUGAAAGAUGAUGGCUUGUUGAUCGCUUCUCCGUCAGCAUGGGAAACGUACUUAGAUGCUGUCUCAUUCGUUUGUUCUGGAAUAAGGACAUUCCUGAUCAAAUCGAAGAGCGAUCCCCACUCUUGUCAAGAGAGAACAGUGAUGUCGAAAGCCUCUCGCCAUCGAGGUCUGACAUGCUGUCGUCUCCUGUCCUGGAUCAGGACCACCUCCUUUACCCAGAUAUAGUCCUUAGCAGUAGUCAUCUGGUAGCUAACCUGGAUAGAGAUAACUUACCACAGCAGUCAGAGCUUGUUAAAAGUGUAAAUGAAGAAUACCAGGAAGGUUUUGAAGAAGAAGGAAUGACAAGCACAAGAAUCAGUCAACAGGAGGUUCACUGUUUGGACAGAACUCAGCUAUGCACUACUGAGAACGAGUGGCCGUUAUUGUCUUCCUUACACUCGUGGCCAUCUGAACAAUCAGAUACUGUAAAUUUGGCUUCUCAGACAUUGAUCCAUACACACGGACAGGGAACCAGAUUUUGGCAGGCUUCCCCGUGUCAAGGAGUGCAGUUAUUAGGACAGGGAAAUGGAAGCCACCAGAUAAUUUUUUCUGAGCCCAAAUCUGCUGUUGCAAAAGUAUCUCCACAGACUGAGCUUGAGAUCAUUCAUGUUGAUGAGCGUGGACUUCAAGAUGAGGACAAAGAAGAAGCUCAACUUGAAAACGGUACAGAACAAAUGGAGCUAAACCUGGUACGCAGUGACCAGAAUGUAGCACAACUGGGACAGGACAUUGCACUGAGAGCAAAAUAUGUUCGCUCCAGUGUAGCAGAGUGUGAGAAAAGUGGUGUAGGUUCUGAUGAAGAAGAAGCUGGAGAACAUUAUCCAAUACAGUCAGGACAAACAGAAGCACAAUACAGACCAAUCAUAGCACAGACAGAGGAAGUAAAUCAUGAAACUGUUAUUCUAGUUAGUCAAAAUGGAGAACACAAAGAACCAAGCUUUGUGGUUAGACUACAGACGAACCCGGAUAUAAGGAACCGAGAAGAACUCACACCACAAACCCCACAUUUUAUACUGGAUCUGGACUCCAUUCAGACAGAGGGCGACGUUACAGAGAUGACCCAGAUAGCUAAGACUUUAGCACGGAAAGAACAGCACAUAUCUGAGAAUGAGCCUGAGCCUGAGUUUGCACCAAACAAGCAAAGUGUAGCAGAGUUAAGAUCUGAGGAACAGGACAGGAAGAAAACUGAAGAUCUAAACCAAGGAUCAAAGAAAAAUGAACGAUUUACGCUGUUUGUAGUUGAUAAACUAUUCCUGGCCACCCCAGAUAUCACAGGACCAAGUCCAAAUAAUAUCCUUAAGGACCAAACAGAGCUAAACGAGCUCAACAGGUACAUUGACAUGGAAUUCCAAGAGGAUCCUGACUCUGUAGAUGUAGGAACCUCUGAAGACAUGGGAAUCACAAUCAGGAUCCAAGCCCCUGGGACCGAGCCCACUGACUUCCAGGCAUCACCAUUAGCAAUGGUGCAGGAAAUCAAGCAAGUUUUAAUGGACCGUGAGGAGACCUGCCACCGUACAUGUUUCUCCCUGCAGUUAGAUGGAAACACACUGGAUAACUUCAGUAAUCUGAAAUCUAUCACUGGCCUACAAGAGGGGUCACUUCUGAAGAUAGUGGAGGAGCCGUAUACAGUUCGCGAAGUUCGUUUACAUCUCCGUCACUUCAGAGACCUUCUAAAUAGCUUGGAUCCCACGGAUGCCUAUAACGGCAUAGAAGGAAGCUCUCUGUCCUUCCUUAGGUUCUUCACUGAAGAACGUGUAGAAGAGAACAGCAAAUUCAAAAAACGAGGUGAAGAACUAAAGCAAUUCAACUGUAGCCCUCCUGAGUAUAUUCUACCAGGGACUAAAGAAUGUUUACUGGGACCCCUGCAACCUCAAAGUGAGAAUUUGAAGCCCAUCAAAUGCCUGAAGGUGCUGAUGACCAGCAGCUGGAACCCUCCUCCAGGAAACAGAAAAAUACAUGGUGAUCUCUUGUAUCUCAAUGUACUUACCAUGGAGGACAGACAGUUCAGUGUUACAGCAUCAAUGAGAGGCUUUUAUCUGAAUCAGUCUACCACAUAUAUAUUUAACCCAAAGCCAGAAAAUCCCAGUAUGCUUAGUCAUUCUUUAGUGGAUCUCCUGAGCCAAAUCAGUCCAGUUUUUAAAAAGAACUUUAGUCUUCUACUGAAGAGAAGAACAUCAACACAUCCCUUUGAGAGGAUAGGUACUCCACUUCAGGUGUUUAGCUGGACUGCUCCAGCUCUCGACCACUCUAUGGACUGUGUUCGAGCUGAAGAUGCCAGCUUUUCCCAGCUGGACUAUGAAGGACACAUGCCUGGACAGGUUUGUGACUGGAAUGAGGAGCUUCAGAGCACUAGAGAGCUACCACGUCACAGUCUCAAAGAUCGUCUGCUGAGAGACAGAGCAAUCUUUAAGGCUAACAGUGACUUUGUGACUACGGCUACACGUGGUGCUAUGGCAGUGAUUGAUGGCAACGUGAUGCCUAUUAACCCGAGCGAUGAGGCAUGCAAUCACAUGUACGUGUGGAAUAACAUCUUCUUCAGCUUUGGCUUAGAUGGCCAUGAACACUAUGAGGAGCUAGGUGGGGAGGCUGCAGCCCAUGUCGCCUCAGCCAUUGACCUGAAUGGUGUGAGAGCUUACAGUGCGGUGGAUGCAGAUGGCUUGUACCUGCUUGGUACCGUACUGGUGGAUUAUCGAGGUUACCGCAUCACUGCACAGUCUAUUGUCCCUGGAAUUCUUGAACGUGGCCAGGAGCAGAGUGUGAUCUAUGGUUCCACUGACUUUGGAAAGACUGUUGUUUCUAAUGAACAGUUCCUGAAGCUACUGGACAAACCCAGCAAGCAUCUAAGAGUGCAGCGACACUUUGUCCUUAACAAAGAUGACUCUGUUGUAGAGUUGUGUUCGUCUGUGGAAUGCAAGGGCAUCAUGGGUAACGAUGGGCGACACUACAUCCUGGACCUUCUGUUCACAUUUCCACCUGACCUCAAUUUCCUGCCUGUGGAAGGGGAAGAGCUUAACACCGAGUGCCAGCAACUCGGCUUCCCACUUCAACACCCGCAUCGUCUGGUCUGUCUGAGACAAGAGCUAAUCGAGGCAUUUGUGAAGUAUAGAUGUCAUUUAUAUAAGAAUACAGCAUCUCAAGGCUUGGAUCAAGAAAGCAGCAGCAUCAAAGUGGGUGGAUCUCCUCACAGUUCAGAAGCAGCAGCUUUGCAACCAAUGCCAGAUGUCUACAACAAGGGUGUAGAUGUUGGCGCUCCUGACAAGAACAAUUCUUCCUCUCAGACCUUGCAUUCGUCUGCUUUUGAUAUUCAUUUCAACCCUGACAUUUUUUCACCAGGUGUACGUUUUCCGAAGGAAUGUUCACAGGAUAUCCAGGAACAGAAACAGCUAUUAAAGGAUGCUGCAGCGUUCCUUGUCUCAAACCGAAUUCCUGACUUAAUUAAGAGCUGUGCCGAUCAUACCACAAUGCCGACGGACGGUUUUACCUUAACCGAGGCUCUCCAUCAAUAUGGCAUCAAUAUCCGGUACCUGGGAACAGUACUGGAGUUUAUCGAGAAGAGUCCUCAGAAAAGCAAACUGGACCAUGUUUAUAGAAUUGCUUUAAGUGAACUGAUCACUAGAUGCACAAAACAUAUUUUCAGGACAUAUUUAAUAGCUGUGGAGUCAUCUUCCCUGUCUGUCUCAGUCAGCCAUUUCCUCAACUGCUUCCUCAGCUCCCCACCUGAUGUUCUGGUGACCCAGCAGUUGGACAGACUGUCAUCCAAACGAAGGAGUCGGCGGAGGCGGAGCCGGGGAUCAGUGAGCGGAGAAGGGACAGCUGUGGGAGGGGCAUGGGCCAGUCUGACCUCUAAUGAACUCUGGAGAAACAUACAGGCUGCGGCACGAGAGUAUUAUCAUUACUGCUUGCCGUGUAACAGUAUAGAACAGGCGGUGGACAAAUAUGGUUUACAAAGAAUCACCCUGCUCAGAGAGAUCGCCAUCAAAACCGGCAUCCAGCUUCUGAUCCGAGACUAUCAGUUUGAUGUCAAGAACAAACCCGUGUUCACUGAGGAGGACAUCCUGAACAUUUUCCCCAUAAUAAAGCGUGUCGUACCGAAGGCUAACGAUGGUAUUUAUCUUCUACACUGCGGCCAGGCAAGCAUCCAGCAAGGAAGACUGAAAGAAGGCUGUGAGCUAAUCAGCCAAGCCAUGGGCCUGUUCACUAAUGUUUAUGGAGCUCUGCACCAGGACGUCUGUGUCUGUCUGCGUCUGCUGGGACGCAUUUACUACAUACUCGGGGACUACGCUGAGGCACUGAGUCACCAGCAGAAAGCUGUACUGAUCAGCGAGAGAGUACUGGGAAUAGACCAUCCGAACACUAUACAGGAAUAUAAACACCUCGGUCUUUAUUGCUUUGCUGGUGGACAGACAUCCACAGCACUGCGAUUGCUAUAUCGUGCCCGUUACCUCAUGCUCCUGGUGUGUGGAGAAGAUCACCCAGAAAUGGCUCUACUGGAUAGUAAGAUUGGUCUUGUGCUGCAUGGCGUUAUGGAGUGUGAUCUCGCGCUUAAAUUUCUGGAGAACGCCCUGGCUUUGACUUCCAAGUAUCAGGGGUCUACCUCACUUAAAAUGGCACAAGGACAUCACUUGUUGGCAAAGGUGUAUGAGAGUAAAGGGGAGUUUCGCUUGGCACUGGGACAUGAAAAGGAGCGCUACGUGAUUUACCGGAACCAGGUCGGAGAAACACAUGAAAAGACACAGGAGAGCUCUGAGUACCUGAAGCACCUCACAAACCAGGCUGUGAUUCUACAAAGAACUUUGAACAUGAUAUACAAAAGCCGUUCUAGCUCCAGUAUUACUCCUCUCACCCUUGCCACUCCAAGUCGGUUCUGGAUCGUGGAGCAGCUAAAUCUUGUUACCGGUAUUGUCCUUAUCCCACUCAGGAAAAUGAGGAACCAGGAAGGGAUACUGGAGAAUCAUCAUCCACUGACACACCGACAUGUGAUGACCAGAGAUCCUGGUUCUUGACUCACAGCAAAAUGUGCCUGCAAAAUAAACCUGGAUUUUUUUUUUUUUUUUUUGUAAUCUAAUCUAAUUAAUAAUGAAUGUCAACCUUUAUGUCUUCUCAGUGAUAUAACUGCAUUUGAUAAUGUAUGCAUUCUUUUGUAUCUUCAGUCAUAAUAAUGAGCGUUGUAUUGGGAAUAAAGCUACUCAGGUGGAUGCUGUUGCAUGUAACUGUCUGUUUUUAGGGAAUGGGAUUGAUGCUGCUGCUUCCUGCAUUGUGCCAAAUAAUAGUGGAAAAUAAAAUGAACAUGUAAAUGUUCAUUAAUGUUCACAUGUAAAUGUAAUGAAAAU